Betta splendens (Siamese fighting fish) is the source of this 2506-nucleotide messenger RNA. RefSeq names its product cholinergic receptor, muscarinic 3b (gene chrm3b). Bases 109 to 1764 code for a protein of 551 amino acids. Gene Ontology annotation, biological process: chemical synaptic transmission; regulation of vascular associated smooth muscle contraction; adenylate cyclase-inhibiting G protein-coupled acetylcholine receptor signaling pathway. Lineage: Eukaryota; Metazoa; Chordata; Actinopteri; Anabantiformes; Osphronemidae. Gene Ontology annotation, molecular function: G protein-coupled acetylcholine receptor activity; G protein-coupled serotonin receptor activity. Gene Ontology annotation, cellular component: dendrite; synapse; plasma membrane. The transcript is spliced from 5 exons. The record is from RefSeq and is a predicted model, not a curated record.
UGCAAGGAGCCGGGAGUGAGCAGCACCUUUUGUACAAUAUGUGUCUAUGUUACAUGAGUGCACCUCUGGACCUCCUGCACAUCUGUGCCUCUGUCCGUAGUUACAGUCAUGAACCAAACGCGUGUUUUUGUGGUUGUUGCCAGGUUCCCAUCGCUCAUCAUGAAUCUGACCUCCAGCUCGGCUCGUGUCCACGGUUCGCUUGACUCCCACCAGGACAUGGCCGAACUCUCUGACAGCGUCGCUCUCUGGAAGCAGCGCAACGUCUCCGUCCACGCAGGAAACUUCAGCGAGUCGCCGUCUAACAGCUCAGAGGCGGAGUUUGAUCCGCUGGGAGGACACAGCAUCUGGCAGGUCAUCAUCAUCGUCUUCCUCACGGGUUCGCUCUCUCUGGUCACGGUUGUCGGCAACAUCCUGGUGCUGGUGUCCUUCAAGAUAAACAAGGCGCUGAAGACGGUGAACAACUACUACCUGCUGAGCCUGGCCUUCGCUGACCUCACCAUUGGCACGCUGUCCAUGAACCUCUACACCACCUACAUCAUCAUGGACCAGUGGGCGCUGGGGCCCGUGGUCUGCGACCUGUGGCUCGCCAUCGACUACGUGGCCAGCAACGCGUCGGUCAUGAACCUGCUGGUCAUCAGCUUCGACAGGUAUUUCUCUGUGACCAGACCUUUGACCUAUCGGGCCAAGAGAACCACCAAAAGGGCCAUGACUAUGAUCGGACUGGCUUGGUCCAUCUCCUUCAUCCUCUGGGCCCCUGCCAUCCUGUUCUGGCAGUACAUUGUAGGCGAGCGGACGGUUCAGCCCGACGAGUGCUACAUCCAGUUCCUGUCCGAGCCCAUCAUCACGUUCUGCACCGCCAUCGCCGCCUUCUACUUGCCCGUGACCAUCAUGACCUUCCUGUUCUGGAAGAUCUACCAGGAGACGGAGAAGCGAGCCAAAGACGUGCAAGGCCUCAAGGGUUCUGGGGCGGGCGCCGGCCCGAGCCCGGCUCAGAGCUCCAGCGGCGGCGCCGCCGGGAGCCGCAAGAGCUCGUCGGCCAUGCUGCGCCAGACCAGCUCCCAGAGCUGCAGCAGCUACGAGCUGAAUCAGCAGGAUUCAGACAGGAACAACAAGGAGAACGAGGCCGCGCCGGGGGGAAGGUUCUGCCUCCGGCUCGCGUCCCUGCUGCCGGGCCGGCGCGCCCCGAAGACGCAGGUGGCGAGAGAGAGCAGCUGUGACAGCUUAAACAACAACGACGCCGGCGGCGGCUCGGAGGACGAGGGCGAUGGAACCGACACUCUGAGGCCUCCGGCAGAUAAGACGCCUAAGAAGGAUCAGCCGCCGCCGAGGUCAGCGCCCGCGUCCGCUGUGGACCAAUCGCAAGGCGCCAUAUCCAUCAAGGAAGCGGCCAUGGCCAAGCGCUUCGCGUCCAAAGCCAAGACCGAGAUCAACAAACGCAAGAACGAGAAGAAGGCGAACGAGAAGAAGGCGGCGCGGACGCUCAGCGCCAUCCUGUUGGCCUUCGUCACCACGUGGCUGCCGUACAACAUCAUGGUGCUGGUCAACACCUUCUGCCAGGACUGCAUCCCCGGAACCCUGUGGGCUCUGGGCUACUGGCUGUGCUACGUCAACAGCACGGUCAACCCCAUGUGCUACGCGCUGUGCAACAAGACCUUCCGCACCACCUUCCGAGACAUCCUGAUGUGCCAGUGGAAGCAGAAGAAGAACAAGCCGCACUUCCAUCAGAGGCAGGGAGCGGCGUUCCGGAAAAAGGACCCGGCGUAGGCGGGGAAGACGCCUCGGCCUUCGGGGGGAGCGGAUCGGAACUCGUCGGAGACGUGAGGGGGUCGUUGCGGAGCGGCGCCGGCUGCGUGUCCGAGCAACAGCAUCUCAGCAGCUGGAGUGAAAACGCGCAGCCCAGAGAGGAUAUUCAGACUGUCUAUGGCCCCUCGUUCUUUUAUUCAGCCCCAAAAAUCAAUACCCGUGAUGACAUGAGAAGCUCUAAGCGUGACCCCCCGUGUGCAAAUAUGACUCAAUACUAGUACUCAACUUUGCACUUUGUGUUUGUUGUUUUGUUGUUGUGUGUCACUCGGCGUCGCUGACGCUUUCCUGCACUGAUGUUCACAUGUGCAGUAUAUGAGUCGAAGAUUAAUAAAAGAAAUUACAUGUCUAACACAUUGAAAUGUUGCUGAAUAUGAUCAAUAUGUAACGGGCCAAUAUACAGUUUUACUGAGGCAACGUUAAGAGUAGGUCUGCGCAAAAAGUGUCCGCUAGCGCCCUCUAGUGGCUUCAGAGGAAACUGAUGAAUUAUUCAUUGGACUUUGAUUAAAGCAAACAAUGUUGUUAAAUGGGCGACUUCAUGCCCUUAAAUAUUCAAACUUGAUGCGUGUUAAAAGUGUAAGUAAUGUUUUUAUCGUUGUUUGUGACCUGAAUUUGUGCUGCACUUCACACCUGAUGAGAAUAAUCUGGUUUGUGAGAGAAGAAAAAGAUAACAUCACGUCUGUUCAAAAUUAUUUCUGCUUUUUAA